AUGAGCAACAACAUCGAGGAGCCGGCGUCCGUCGUCGCCGAUACGAAAGCGGGCAGUACUCAAGUCGUCGAAGAGACGACCAUCACUAUCAAGGAAGAAGAGGAGAAGAAGAAGAAGAAGAAGAACGAGUCCGAGAAGACAUCCCGGCCUCCUCUCUCGAAUUACUGGGCACUCCCACUUAUGAACAUCGUCUUUGGGGCCCUCGUCAAGGACUUCAAUGGCUAUUUCCUGCCGAAUGCGACGGUGACGGAAGGGCAGUUCAAGGCAACUGUCAAUCAGAACUCGCUCUAUCUUGUCUAUCUAUUCAUCGGCCGGUUCGUGCUGACAUACAUCUCGACGUUCUGCUUCCGCGUCACUGGACUGCGGAUCUCUGCCAGGCUGCGCCUUUCCUACCUCCAGUCCCUCUUCGCCCAGCCCAUCAAGAAGCUCGACGAAGUGUCCGCCGGCACGGUCGCCAACACCAUCACGGCGUCGUCCAACAUCAUCCAGAUCAGCAUCUCGGACAAGCUCCAUUCGCUCUUCAUGGCCGUGGCCCUGAUCAUCACCGCCUACAUCAUCGCCUUCCGGUACUCGCCGCUGCUCACGCUCGUGGCCAGCUCCUCGAUGCUCUUCGUCGUCAUCGUCUACAGCGUCACCACGCCGUUCCUGAUCAAGCGGAUGGCCCAGAUCGAGAAGGCCAACGCCAAAGCCGCCUCGAUCGCCGGCGAAGUCUUUGGGUCCAUCCGCGCCGUCUUCGCCCUGGGGGCCGAGCAGUGCCUGACCAAGAAGUACGACGCCGCCGUCCAGGAGUCGCAGCGGUACGGCCUGGCCAUGUCGCCGCUGUACGGCGCCCAGGUGGCGCCCGGCUUUUUUGCCAUGUACGCCAGCUUUGCGCUGUCCUUCUGGUUCGGCCUCAAGCAGUUCCGCGAAGGGCAUAUUGCCAACAUCGGCACCGUCGUCACGGUCUUCUUUUCGGUUCUGAUUGUGAUGGCGCUUCUGGGAGUCCUCGCCACCCCCAUCAUUGCCAUCACGAAAGCCAUCGGCGCGUCGACCGAGUUCUUUGCCAUGAUCGACGCCCCCAAGAUCUCGUACGAGGGCGUCACGGACCCUGACGUGUCGUCGCACGAUGAUGUCGAGUUCGACAACGUGGACUUCGCGUAUCCCAGCCGCCCCAAGGUCCCGGUCCUGAAGGGGUUCAGCGCACGGUUCAGAAAAGGGAAGACGACGGCGCUGGUCGGCCCUUCCGGAUCGGGAAAGAGCACGAUUGUGGCGUUGCUGGAGCGCUGGUACGAGCUGGACAGGGACGACACCGACAAGGACGAGGCCACCACCUCUGCAGCACAGGAACCCGACACUCACCAGCAGGAGCCACUGCCCAAAAACCAGGGCAUGAUCGCGAUCGGAGGCCGCGAUAUCCGGGACACAAACCUCAAGUGGUGGCGGUCACAGAUCGGCCUGGUCCAACAAGAACCAUUCCUGUUCAACGACACCAUCUUCAAGAACGUCGCGUCCGGGCUGAACGGGACGGCGUGGGAAAAGGACGACGAUGCCGCAAAGCAGAAGCGAGUCGAGAAGGCAUGUCAGGAGGCCUUUGCGCACGAGUUUAUUCGCCAACUCCCCGACGGCUAUCAAACGCGCGUCGGCGAGAGCGGCAUCAAGCUGAGCGGCGGGCAACGACAACGGCUGGCCAUCGCACGCAGCAUCAUCCGCGAGCCGUCGAUCCUGAUCCUGGACGAGGCGACCAGCUCGAUCGACGUGCGCGGCGAGCGCAUCGUGCAGAAGGCCCUGGACCAGGUGUCGCGGAACCGCACGACCAUCGUGAUCGCCCACCGGCUCUCCACGGUCCGCAAGGCCGACAACAUCGUCGUCAUGCGCGACGGGCGCAAGGUGGAGGAGGGCACCCACGCCGACCUCCUCGUCGUCCCCGACGGCAUCUACGCCGGUCUCGUGCACGCGCAGCAGCUCGAGGCCGAGACGGUGCCUCCGACAAACGAGGCCGUCGAAGCGUCGGAGCGUGAACAGCACGAGACACCAGACGACACGGGCGUCCCGGCCCAGCGAGACGAAGAGAGCAAGACGCAGUACAAGUACCGCGGCUUCAUCAUGUCCGUCGGCCGGAUCUUGUAUGAGCAGCAACAGUACUGGAUCUUUUAUGUUUUGAUUGUGCUGGCGGCGAUGGGAGCAGGCUCGGCGUUCUCACUGCAGAGCUGGAUCUUUGCGCAGCUGAUAGAAGUCUUCACCUUCACGGGCCAACGGCUGAAGGAACGAGGCGACUUCUGGUCCCUGAUGUUCUUCAUCCUCGCGCUGGGGAUGGCGGUGGCGUAUUUCAUCCUGGGGUUCCUCUCGAACCAUCUCUCCGUGCUCGUCUCGUCCGUGUACCGGCGCGAGCACUUUUCGAACCUCCUCCGCAACCCCGUCUCCUUCUUCGACGCCGAGGGCAACGCGUCGGGCUCGCUCAUGGCCCGGCUGGCGACCGACUUCAAGCUGCUCAGCGAGCUGAUCGGGCUGAACGGGGUGUUCCCGCUGAUCUCGUUCUUCAACAUGGCCGGCUGCGUCAUCAUCUCGUUCUACUUUGGCUGGAAGUUGACCCUGGUGACGUUUUUCUCGGCCAUGCCCGUGGUCAUCGUCGCCGCUUUUGUGCGCAUCAAGUACGAGAUCCAGUUCGAGGAGUGGAACGCCAAGGUCUUCGCCCACAGCUCGCAGUUUGCCACCGAGGCGGUCGGCGCCUUUCGCACCGUCACCUCCUUGACCAUGGAGGACUCGAUCAUCCGGAAGUACGCGGAUCUCCUGCAGGAGCAGAUCCGCGACGCGACGCGACGGGCCACCCACGGUUGUCUGGUCUUUGCCCUCUCAGACAGCGUCGAACUGUGUGCCAUGGCCUUGACUUUCUGGUACGGAGGACAACUCCUGGCCAGCCACGAGUACAACAUCAUCCAGUUCUUCCUCAUCUACGCCGCCAUCGUACAGGGCGCCCAGGGGGCGGGCCAAUUCCUGAGUCUUUCCCCCAACGUGGCCCGGGCCACCGCGGCGGCGAAUCGCAUCCUGGCGUCGCGAAGCACCGAAAAUGACGACGCCACCACCCACACGAACAGCGUGGUCGUACCACCACCGCCGCUGCCGUCGAAUGAAAAGCGGACGGGCGCCAAGGUCGAGUUCAAGGACGUGGGCUUCCAGUAUCCCACCCGCGACCGUCCCAUCUACCGCCACCUGAACUUCACGAUCGAGAGCGCGCAGUUUGUGGCCUUUGUGGGCCCCUCGGGCUGCGGCAAGACCACGGUGAUCUCGCUGCUGGAGCGAUUCUACGACCCGGUGGCGGGGACCAUCACCUUCAACGACCGCGACCUCCGAGACACGGCGGUGGCGUCGUACAGACGCGCGCUGUCGCUGGUCGCGCAGGAACCCAAGCUGUUUGACGGCACGAUCCGCGAGAACUUGGUGCUGGGCCUGGACAACGACGAAGUUAGUGACGACGCCAUCGCACGGGCCUGCAGCGACGCCGAGAUCCACGACUUCAUCCUCUCGCUCCCGGACGGGUUCGACACGCCGCUGGGGAUCAACACGCAGACGUCGCUCAGUGGGGGCCAGAAGCAGCGGCUGUGUCUGGCGCGGGCGCUGCUGCGGAAUCCGUCCCUCCUCCUCCUCGACGAGGCCACGUCCAGCCUGGACUCGCAGUCGGAGAAGCUCGUGCAGGCGGCCAUCGAGCGGCUGGUGGCGCAGCGCAGCAUGACGGUGAUCGCGGUGGCGCACCGGCUGGCGACGAUCCAGAAGGCCGACGUCAUCUUUGUCUUUGGCGAGAGCGAGGCCGGGAGAGGGUCCCGGAUCCUCGAGCGCGGCACACACAGGGAGUUGCUGGGCCGGCGGGGGGCGUAUUGGCAGAUGGAACAAGCCCUCGAUCGGUAG
Messenger RNA from Fonsecaea erecta, 3879 nucleotides. RefSeq lists its product as hypothetical. Gene Ontology annotation, molecular function: ATP hydrolysis activity; ATP binding; ABC-type transporter activity. The record is from RefSeq and is a predicted model, not a curated record. Gene Ontology annotation, biological process: transmembrane transport. Lineage: Eukaryota; Fungi; Ascomycota; Eurotiomycetes; Chaetothyriales; Herpotrichiellaceae. The transcript is spliced from 10 exons. Gene Ontology annotation, cellular component: membrane. The coding region runs from base 1 to 3879 and encodes 1292 amino acids.